Molecule: messenger RNA, 1603 nt
Organism: Venturia canescens
Lineage: Eukaryota; Metazoa; Arthropoda; Insecta; Hymenoptera; Ichneumonidae
Gene: crim
Product: QVR superfamily protein crim
Exons: 3
Coding region: 311-787 (158 amino acids)
Biological process (GO): sleep; regulation of synaptic transmission, cholinergic; positive regulation of voltage-gated potassium channel activity
Source: RefSeq, a predicted model, not a curated record
CGGUGUGUCUAUGUGUCAUGUACGUGCGUUCAGUUUCAUAGCAGCAAGCCAUCGCGCAUCUAAUAUUUUUAUUUCAUUAUUAUAACCCAUGUGCAGAGUACAAAACAUCCUCGCAUGUUUCCAACGUUUUAUUUCAUUCUGUCAAUGAGAUAUACACAAAUAUCCAUAAAUAAAGUUCUCUACGUAAUUCGCAAAAGUGUGUACAGUGUAUGAAAAAUUAGGCGUUUCUUUCUUGUGGAUAUAUGAAGUUGAAGCUUCACGGGUUUGACAGUAUUAUUUCGUUAUUUUUUUUACUACGGAAUAAUAAACAAUGACGAACAAACUAUUGUUCUUCCUCGUGACAAUCGUCAUUUUUGAAAAACAAGUAUUAGGUGAUCGGAUGCUUUGCUACAGAUGCAAUAGCAAUCAGCCUGGAUGUGGAACACCCUUCAACUGGCUUUGGUAUUGGGGCGAAUGGUGUCCAGAAGAUACAGACCCUUGCGUCAAAGUAAUCGAACGAAAAGGAUCUGAAGAAAUCAUAACGAGAGAAUGUUUGAGCGCAUUGAAAGGCUUCCGAACAGAUAUUCCAGCUGACAAGUACGAGGGAUGUCGUCCAGCAGCGAAAGACGUUCGACUGGGUCACUAUGUAAAUAACAGUAUAACUCAACUUGAUAUUCACCGUGAUUAUUAUGAUGAAGUCACAUGGUGUUUCUGUUUCUUCGAUAACAGAUGUAACUCUGCCACUGUUAUGAAAAUUUCAGCUUUGAUAAUUAGCCUCGUAGCCGCUAUUCAUUACAUCGUAGCAUAAAAUUCGAGAAGUCUCAUACGUAUGAGCAAUUUUUUACAUACACGAUAAACGAUCAGCAAAUCUGUGUUUAUGUAUAUAUAAGCCCGGGGGUAAAAAUGUUUGAAAAAGCGCUUUCAAGACCAAACUUGGAAAAAAAAAUUUAUUCACACAACUAUGGACAAACAUCAUUUUCAAUGUAGACAAGUAACACGAUAAAAAGUUUCAAUAGAUUUGCCAAGUUCAUUUAUGGAACUGUAUAUAUUCGAAUUUUUUUUUCACAUCAAAUUGUUCAAUUAUGAACAUAAAUAUAGAAAUAUGUGUAAAGUAAAUAAUAACUUGAUAAACGAUUCGUUUAUCGUACACGAUACUGACUGGAUGAUUUGUUGAGACUAUGUAUUAGUCCGUCGAAACGAGAAUAUCGACAGGGAAAAGAAUUCCGUCCAUCUUUAUAUGCUUAUGGCGAUUAUAGGAUUUUAUACAAUUUUUUAUUAAUGUUGUAUCGAUAGGAAAUGUUUAUCGAAGGAUUUUUGUGUAUUAUACAUAUUAAUUUCCGUCCAAAACGAUUUUAAAUGGAGUACGCGAUCUCGAUUUUUUUUUACUCUGGGUUUGUCGAAUCCUCGAAGUUUUUGCAGAAUAAUUUGUAUUUUUUUCAUUCAAUCUAUUCUCAGUUUAAAUGAUAGAAGAAUGACGAGAAAAAUAGUUUUAUGGAAUUAAGAUAUCGUUAACAAUGACACACACGAACGAGAUAUGAUUUCGUAUCGUAAAGAACGUUGUUCAACGAACCAAUGUACGAAUACUUUUCUAGGAUUAUACAAUAAAAAAAAAAAGAGCGUUGAU